AUGUUGAUAAAGAAAAGAAAGCUUCUGGAGUUUGAAACUGUGGCAUUAACUAAGGAAAGUAAUACAAGAGUCCAGAGCAAAUUGCCUCCCAAAUUAAAGGAUAUAGGGAUUUUUACUUUACCAAUUUCAAUUGGAAAUUUCUGUUCAAUUAAUGUAUUGUGUGACACUAGUGCUAGUAUCAAUUUAAUGUCGUAUUCUAUUUACAAGGAAUUGGGACUAGGUAAAAUCAACUCAACAUCAAUAACGCUACAAAGAGCUGAUAGAACAAUCGCAAGGCGACAUGGCAAAGUUGAGAAUGUACAUGUAAAAGUGGGAAAUUUCAUAUUUCCUGUGGAUUUCAUUGUAUUGGAUAUACCAGAAGAUCGAGACAUUUCAGUUAUAUUGGGUCGACCAUUCUUAGUAACGGGACGAACCCUUAUUGACAUGGAGAAGGGAGAACUAAUAUUGAAGGUGGAGGACAAGAAGGAGAUCUUCAAUAAUUACAUCCAAUAUGAGAAACCUCCCAAUAAACAUGAUUGCUGUAUAAUUGAUGAAGAAGAACCAUCUGAUCAAUGA
Molecule: messenger RNA, 555 nt
Organism: Olea europaea var. sylvestris
Lineage: Eukaryota; Viridiplantae; Streptophyta; Magnoliopsida; Lamiales; Oleaceae
Exons: 1
Coding region: 1-555 (184 amino acids)
Source: RefSeq, a predicted model, not a curated record